GUGAUUUGAAGUUAAUUCAUCCAUUUCUUUUGUUUUAAAUUAUUCUAAACUGAUUGUUACUAUUUUGAAUAUAACAAUUAUUCAUUAAAUCUUACAAUUACAUAUAUAUAUAUAUUACUCAAUAUAGAUUCUUAUUGAUACAUUAUGCCUUCUGAAAUUUGUCCAAAAUGUCAAAAAGCUGUUUAUGCUGCAGAAAGAAAAAUAGCCGGUGGUAAAGCAUGGCAUAGUAUGUGUUUAAAAUGUGGUUUGUGCAAUAAAAUGUUAGACAGUACUACAGUGGCUGAACAUGAAGGAGAAGUAUUUUGUAAAACUUGCCAUGGUCGUAAAUUUGGUCCUAAAGGUUAUGGAUUCGGUGGAGGUUCUGGAGCAUUGAAUAUGGAUACUGGAACUCAUGUUGGUAAUAAAGAAACAGAAAUGUCAAAUAAACCAACAGCUGGCGCAAUAGGUGGUAAAGUUAUACCUCCGGAAGAAGGUGGUUGCCCACGUUGUGGUAAACGAGUAUAUGAUGCCGAAAAAGCUAUUGGAUGUCCAAGUGGACUCAACUUUCAUAAAGCUUGUUUCCGAUGUAAAGUAUGCGGGAAAUCACUUGACUCAACCACGUUGUGUACUCAAAAGGAAGAAAAAGAAAUUUAUUGUAAAGCUUGUUAUGGAAAAAAUUUCGGACCAAAAGGUUUUGGUUUUGGACAAGGUGCUGGUGCAUUAAAUAUGGGUUGAUUAUUAUAUUAUAAGAUAAUUCACAAUCAAUAUUAUUUUCUGACAUUAGUUUCGGUAAAACAAAGAAAAAAAGAAACGAGCCAAACACAAAUCGAUAAUUCAUCUUGCUCGAUAACCUUUUUUUUUCUACCUAAAAUAAUUUUUUUUCGCUUUUUAAUUUAUAAUUUUCAUUUUAGUCAAUAGUUAAACAUGAUUGUAACCAUGAGAAAUCACAAACACAAACACACACACACAUACACACAAAGUGUUUACUUAUCUUUUUACUAAAACAUCUUUAAAAUAAACAAAUCAACACUGGGUUUUUUUUCGAAAAGAAAAGAAAUAAAUAAAUAAACAAUGAUAUUUAUUAUUGAUUGUUUCAAGUUUUAUAGAGUUGCGGGUUUUUUAUUCUUAAGAAUUUAGCAAACUCUUUCUCUUGAUAAACAUUUUGAAUAAAUUUUCAUUUAUCAACUGAAUAUUUUCUCAAUCUUCUGCUUCCUUCCCUUCUUCUUCUUCUUCUUGUUCUUGUUCUUCUUCUUCACUGGUUUAAAGUAAACAAAAUUUAUUGAAUUCAAUGAAUUAUCAUGUUUAUUCAUCUUGUUAAUGAAUAAAAUAUUUAUUUAAUU
This is a messenger RNA of Schistosoma margrebowiei, 1319 nucleotides long. The record is from the annotation of a GenBank genome assembly. NCBI's taxonomy places the organism in Eukaryota, Metazoa, Platyhelminthes, Trematoda, Strigeidida, Schistosomatidae.